AUGAGUAAGGCUUUUGAUACCGUGAAGAGAGAGACCCUAUACCAAGAUCUCCGUGAGAUACUCCAACCAGACGAACUCCACAUGAUGACGAUUCUAUUGAAGGAUGUCACACUGAAUGUAAAAGUCGGACGCGAAGUAGGAGCAGAAAUAAAGACUAACAUAGGUGUCCCACAAGGAGACUGCGCCAGUCCAAUCGCCUUCACGCUAUACCUUGCUAAAGCCCUAAAACCAGAACGGACAGAUAUCCCACUAGAACACAACUACGCACAAACAGUAAAGACAGCCGAAGAACUCCAACCAGACCAUCUCAAAGAUCACACUUAUGCCACACCCACAGACACAUAUAUGGAAAUAGACGAGCAAUAUGCCGAUGAUAUCAACUGGAUCACCACAGCCCAACACAAAAGAACAGAAAAAGAGAAGAUCGUCCCGAAACAACUCAAGAAAAGAAAUCUAAACGUAAACGAAACAAAGACUGAGAAGCAUACCAUCACAAGAAACGGAAAUGAUGAAUGGAAACGAUGCAAACUGCUCGGGAGCCUACUAGACACAGAAAAAGACAUAAAACGAAGAAAAGGUUUGACCAUCAGCACCUUCAACAAACUCAAGAACAUCCUACAAUCCUCCAAAAUCGAUCUCAAAACCAAACUCCGAGUAUUCAACACCUACCUCCGAAGCAUAUUCCUCUACAACUCAGAACUAUGGACCCCAACCGCCAAACUUGAACAAGAAAUUGAUGCCUUCCAACGUACCCUACUAAGAAAAUUACUGGGAAUUAGAUGGCCACAAAGGAUUUCAAACGAAGACCUCAAUAAGAAGACACAACUAGAACCAUGGUCCCAAGACACCAAAAGAAGGAGACUGAGCUGGUUCGGCCACUUGCUUCGAUUGAGUGAAGACACCCCAGCCAGGAAAGCCUUAGCCGAAUCAAUGCGAACAAUCAAGAAACCACGUGGGCGACCAAAGCUCACGUGGCUAAAACUCAUAUACCAAGGUCUGAAACUCCAACCAAACCAUGACAUUCAACAUUUGAGUAUUCUGGCUGCGGAUCGGCAGCAUUGGAACGGUGUGAAAGAGGGCGCCAUGUCCAAAUAG
This is a messenger RNA of Lineus longissimus, 1095 nucleotides long. RefSeq lists its product as uncharacterized. Bases 1 to 1095 code for a protein of 364 amino acids. The record is from RefSeq and is a predicted model, not a curated record. The transcript has a single exon. NCBI's taxonomy places the organism in Eukaryota, Metazoa, Nemertea, Pilidiophora, Heteronemertea, Lineidae.